Acaulospora morrowiae is the source of this 1629-nucleotide messenger RNA. NCBI's taxonomy places the organism in Eukaryota, Fungi, Glomeromycota, Glomeromycetes, Diversisporales, Acaulosporaceae. The record is from the annotation of a GenBank genome assembly.
UAUAUUGGAUGUAAUACUUCCUACGCCUACAGUGCGAAUCAUAGUAAAUGCAUUAUGUGCCUCUCUGUAGCUGAGAAAGCAUUGCAUCAAGCCAGUCCUCUGCGUUGUUAUAUUAUGGAUUUUGAAAAUCAUAUUGUAAAUUACUUUCGGUUGAAUAAUUAUUCCAAAUGGAAUGUAUUGGAAGUCCUACACUACUUAUCAAAUAACAUUGACUUUACAAGUGAAAGCAUGAAUGAAAUUGGUGACUCCUUAAAAAAACAAUUAGAAAUUUUAUCCGAUCAUUCUAGUCUUCUCCAGGCAGCAAAAAACAAGGCCAUCAAGCUUCGUAAAAACCUGCAGGAAACUCUGACAACACGAGGAGAAGUUUUAAAGUUUAUUGAAAGUCAAAAUCUAAAAUUUGCCGAGAAUCGCUAUAAAGUAAAUGUUGAAUUAAGUGUCGUUACAGACAAAACGGCUAUGACAGAAAAGACUAGUGAAAAAUUUGCAAGAUCUUUGAAUAAUGAUCAUGACACCAGGGGCUCUGAAAAUCAAGAUUCCAUUACAAAAAUACAGACUACUGUUAAUAAUGAACAAGAAGAAAACAAUCAGGAAGAAAAUAAACCAGAAGAAAAUGAAGGCGGAGAUGUAAUUGUCGAUGAAAAUAGUACGAUGUGUGUUAAGGAUAUUCUUGAAGACUCGAUUCAAGUUUCAUCCGUCAUAAAGGAAGUCACAAAAAUCUUUUUAAGUAAAUUCCCUAAGACAUCUGUAAUGGAUCUGCGCCCGAAAUCAAAAUUUUCUUUAUUUUUGGACUUGGAACUUCAAAAAACCAUUUUGCACGAAGUUUUUGAUGAAAUUGACAACUAUAUUACUGAUGACAUUCACGAAUACCUUACAUCGUUUUUCAAUGAAGAUUUCACUGCGCAGGGCUGGGAUAAUGCCAUCAACAAUAUGGACUUCAAUAGAUGUGAUUCAGAACACUUAAAGAAUAUUAAAAAAUUAAUACAGGAAACUUUACCUAAAUUUUUAAAAGCGUUUUCCUUGGAGGAUCUUAAUCCGUUGAGGGAUAUUAAAGUCCUGGAAAAACCGCAUCUUAACCAGUUUGUGCACCCUAUAAUUGACUCGGCAUUGUGGAAUUUGGCCAAGGUUAAUUACAUAUAUGGUGAAAUACCUUUAAAUGGUCUUGGAACUAGAAUACGGGCCGACGGAGUAGGAUUUCUCAAUGACGUGGUAAAUUACCCUAUAAUAUGUGGUGAGGGAGCACGACCGGGAGCACCACAAAAAAAAACUGUGGAUGACGAUAUCAAGAAUGCAAGAAGUAUGGCAGUAUUAUAUAAUAAUAUUGUUAUAGAAGAAGCAGAUGCACGCCGACAACUUUUUACAGACUUAAGAGUUUACGGCUUAACUGCUUUUAAAACUGAAUUGUCACUGACAAUGAUGGACUUUAGAAGUUAUUCGAGGUUGAUCGUUUCGUCCUACCAAAAAAACUGGGUUGAUAUGCCAAACUUUGUGUGGUUAUACGAGGCAGUAAUUAAAUGGGCUUUAUGUGUUAAUUCAACACGAAAUGGUUUGAUCGAACAUAGAAAGAAAAGAAGAGUGAGCCGAUACUCUGAAAUUGGCAUCGCAAAAAAAUUAGCACCGUUAAGGGAUUAA